Klebsormidium nitens is the source of this 1267-nucleotide messenger RNA. The record is from the annotation of a GenBank genome assembly. NCBI's taxonomy places the organism in Eukaryota, Viridiplantae, Streptophyta, Klebsormidiophyceae, Klebsormidiales, Klebsormidiaceae.
CUAGUUUCCAGCUUGUUGCUAGCUUUGACAAUGUGCGGAUGAGGGCUGAGGAUUCGCAGGAGCUCGAUCACGCCUUCCAGCCUUCUAGGCUCGGGUGCGUGCCUCACAAGAGUAUUGGACCACUCAUGUUCUGAGGCUUUGAAAGUGGUGUGAAAUACGUGUCCCCUCUUUGCUGCGGUCCCGGUGUUGCACCAUGAGUGCCCGCGGUGCCCCCAGCUACUCCCCUUACUCUGGGAUAGAGGAGCGCGUCAUGCAGGAGGACGGUGCGGGACCCGCCAGCCGCAGCGUGCUGGGAGCGGACAGCAGGAGGCAGGAUGGGCGUCUGCCAGAGGAAUGUCGACCAGCAUUUUUGCAGGUUGGGACGGUCAGCAGGGCGGCGGGAUCCGCCUACGCUGAGUUUGCAAGCACAAAGGUGCUGGUGGCAGUGUAUGGCCCCCGUGAGUCGCGCAAGGCUGCUGCGUACAGCGACACCAGCCGCCUGACCUGCGACGUCAAGCUGGCCGCCUUUGCCACCAAGAGCCGCGGCAAGUACGGCCAGGGCACGGCCGAGCGCGAGCUGUCGGACCUGCUGCACAAGGCGCUUGUAUCAGCGGUGCGCCUCGACACCUUCCCCAAGGCCUCAGUCGACGUCUUUGCGCUUGUCCUGGAAUCGGGGGGAGCGGACUUGGCUGUUGUGGUGACUGCCGCGUCGCUGGCCCUGGCGGACGCGGGCAUUGAGAUGCUCGACAUGGUGGCAGCUACUUCGCUGAGCCUGGUGGGCGGUCACUUGCUGGUGGACCCCGCUGCGAGCGAGGAGCGCGCGCAGGACGGCAACGUGCUGGUGGCCCUGAUGCCCGCCAGGAAUGAGGUCACGCAGAUGCACCUCGCAGGGGCCUGGCCCGACACGCACGCCGCGCAGGCCAUCGAGCUCUGCCUGGAUGGGUGCCACAAGCUGGACGGGGAGAUGCGGGCAUGCUUACGAGAGCACGCCGCCACAGCCAAUGGCAGCUGACGCGCGAAGUGAUUCGUUCGUAGCUCGCAAUUUGAGUAAAUGCCGAGGGUAUUAGCUGUGACAUGUCUUUUCGCAACCAAUGCGUACAUGCUGACUGAGGGCACCAGCUGUAAAUGGCCGUUGUGAACCCAUGUCACGGUCUACGCGUCCGGCGGCCUCCGGCCGCUCCUACUUUCACUGCGUAGAUAGUACCGACUGUUAAUUACAUGGUUAAGCUCUCGUUCAUCGACUGUUUGUGGACUCAACUUAUCAGCUUGAGCAAACGCAAAGCCGCAU